CGAAUGAGUGAGUACCACCAAAUGCCAAUGACUAUAUUGUAUUGUAGGACACCCUUGUUCUCCACUCUACCAGAUUCUUAGACAAAUUUGACACUAAUCAUUCAAAUCUCGAGACAAAAUUAUCUUUGUUUUUGAGCUAAUUUUUCAAACCCCAAAAUCCAAGGACACACACCCUUAUGUUUCGUUUUCUUACUCCUUUCAGCAUCAUCUGCUAGAACUUCUUUAUUGGCACCAUUUUCCUUACAAACUGUCGUUUUUUCUGCAACCUUUUUUUCAGAAAAAUCCAAGAUUCUCACUUUUUGACAUUACAUUCUCACUUCUCACUCAAGAUCUAUCAGUGGUUCUUUUUUCCCCAUUUUUAGUGAAUUUUAAUUUUUUUAUGAUUGUAUUUUCUGGCCAUGGUUCUGUUUUUGGCAGUAUUUUUGUGCUUUUUUGAUGUGAUUGGAGCUGCUGAUAGUAAUCUUUCUCCAAAGGGUGUCAACUAUGAAGUGGCUGCAUUGAUGUUAGUGAAGAACAAGAUGAGAGAUGAAAAGUACCAUGUUCUUGAUGGUUGGGAUAUUAAUUCAGUUGAUCCUUGCACUUGGUAUAUGGUUGCUUGCUCUAAUGAUGGUUUUGUUAUCUCUCUUGAUAUGGCUAGUAUGGGAUUGUCAGGAACCCUAUCUUCUAGUAUUGGGAACUUGACACGACUUCGCUCAGUUUCGAUGCAGAACAAUCAGCUGUCUGGUCCAAUUCCAGACGAGAUUGGGAAACUCCAAGAGCUUCAAACUCUCGACCUCUCAGGUAACCAGUUUAGUGGUGAGAUUCCUGACUCGAUUGGUUACCUCAGCCGUCUAAAUUACUUGAAAUUAAGUAGAAAUAAAUUGUCUGGACAGAUUCCUAAACGCGUUGCAAAUCUUUCAGGUCUUUCAUUCUUGGAUUUGUCAUUUAACAAUCUCACUGGUCCCACGCCAAGAAUAUUAGCAAAAGCAUACAGUGUGACAGGGAACACAUUUCUUUGCUCUUCUUCUUCUUCUUCCCAAGUUUGCAUCAAUGGAAAGAAGCCUGAAAAUGACACAAGUCAUACAGCUAUCUCAAAAUCAAGUCAUCAUCGUCGAUGGGAAAUCCCAGUGGCUGUUGGUGUUGGCUGCACAUUUGUGAUUUUGAUAUUGCUGAUAAUUGGAUGGGUCCACUACUACAAGUCCCGUCUUCUCAUGACAUCAUAUGUGCAGCAAGACUAUGAAUUCAGUAUUGGUCAUGUGAAGAGGUUCUCGUUUCGUGAACUUCAAGCAGCUACAGGAAACUUCAAUCCCAAAAAUAUACUAGGAAAGGGUGGUUUUGGGGUUGUCUAUAAAGGUUGUCUACCAAACAAGACUAUGAUUGCAGUUAAAAGGCUGAAAGACCCCAGUUUCACCGGUGAAGUACAAUUUCAAACAGAAGUGGAGAUGAUUGGUUUAGCUUUACAUCGGAAUCUUCUGCGUUUAUAUGGAUUUUGUAUGACACCUAAUGAGAGAUUGCUCAUAUAUCCUUACAUGCCAAAUGGAAGUGUUGCAGAUCGGUUGAGAGAUCCAUGUGGGGAUAGGCCUACUUUAGAUUGGUGCAAGCGCUUGCAUAUUGCUCAGGGAGCUGCUCGUGGACUCUUGUACUUACAUGAGCAGUGCAAUCCAAAAAUUAUUCAUAGGGAUGUGAAAGCUGCUAACAUCUUGCUUGAUGAGAGUUUUGAAGCUGUUGUGGGAGACUUUGGCCUUGCAAAGCUUUUGGACAGGAGAGAUUCUCAUGUUACUACUGCUGUGCGUGGUACUGUUGGUCACAUUGCCCCGGAGUAUCUUUCAACUGGGCAAUCUUCGGAUAAAACUGAUGUCUUUGGAUUUGGCGUUCUACUUUUGGAACUUGUUACAGGGCAAAAGACAGUAGAUGCUGGCAAAGGUCAGGCUCAGAAGGGAAUCAUGUUUGACUGGGUGAAGGCAUUAUAUGAAGAGAAGAAGUUGGACGUGCUUGUGGACAGGGAUUUAAAGGGAUAUUUCAAUGCUGAUGAGCUAGAGAAAACGGUGGAAUUGGCUCUUCGGUGUACUCAAGCUAAUCCUAGUCUCAGGCCAAAGAUGUCUGAAGUUUUGAAGAUUUUAGAAAGUAUUGCAGGGCAAUCUGUACAUGGAGAUGAAUUGCAUGCCAGAAGCUCUCUUCCUGAGGAUAGAUCUUGUAUUACCAGUUUCUCUAGGAAUUACAGCGAUGUUAACGAGGAACAUUCCUUUGUAUUCGAAGAUAUUGAGCUAUCUGGCCCUAGAUGAUUCGCAUUGUAAUUAUUGUAUGAAUGGCAAAUAGUCCUAUGAUUUUGUAAAUUGCUUCUUUAUCUCUAAAUAAUACAUCAGUUCACAUUUUCA
Messenger RNA from Chenopodium quinoa (quinoa), 2354 nucleotides. RefSeq names its product probable LRR receptor-like serine/threonine-protein kinase At5g45780. The transcript has 11 exons. The record is from RefSeq and is a predicted model, not a curated record. Gene Ontology annotation, biological process: protein phosphorylation. Lineage: Eukaryota; Viridiplantae; Streptophyta; Magnoliopsida; Caryophyllales; Amaranthaceae. The coding region runs from base 399 to 2261 and encodes 620 amino acids. Gene Ontology annotation, molecular function: ATP binding; protein binding; protein kinase activity.